ACGUGGGAAAAGAGAUUAUCAUGCGGAAUAAAAAAAAAUUAAAAUCGACCCACUUGGUUAGUGGACUGACAGUAUUGAUGGCAUUCAUACUACUCUUGUGUGGUACUUCAUCAUUCACGGAAGGGAAAUCCAUAUCAAACCCCUGUAAAAACUCAGACACAAUGAACGGUCAUCAUGAUGAUACAUGCCUAACGCCAGAAUGCAUAAACGCCGCAUCAACGUUCCUGAAAAACAUGGAUCCCGCCGUUGAUCCGUGUCACGACUUUUAUCACUAUGCCUGCGGUGGUUUUAUCAAUGAAACGAUCAUACCUGACAGUCUGGGCAAGGUGGACAGCUUUAGUAUUGUAUCCGAGAAGCUUUUUAAUCACCUGAAAUUAAUUAUACGAGCCGAAAUGAAACCCGAUGAGCCAAAAUACACUAGGCUAGUUAAACAUUUCUACAAGAAUUGCAUGAAUAAAACUGCAAGAGAGAGCGCAGGGCUCAAGUCCCUUCACGCGCAGUUGGACAAACUGGGUGGAUGGCCAGUUGUUCUUGGUAAUAAUUGGACGGAAGAUAACUUCGAUUGGCGGAGCACAAUUUAUAAGUUGCGAAAUACCGGCUUGUCCUACGAUUCGCUUAUUUCGGUUAGCGUUAUGGCAGAUCCAAAAAAUAGGACAAGACGUGUAGUUACGCUCAGUCACUCGAAUUCGAGAUACUUAGACAGUGGCUCUGACGGGAGAAUCCUCAAUGCCUAUUACCGAUUCAUGAUUGAUGUUGCUGUGAUACUCGGCGCUGAUGAGCGGCGCGCUGUGAACGACUUUUACGAAUCAUCCGUAUUUGAAAUCCGCUUGCACUCGCUCGAAUUACUGGUAAAGCCACAACGGAACGCGACGCAGUUCUACAAUCUGAUGACAGUCAAAGAGUUGUCGAAAACUUACCCAAGUAUACCCUGGCAAGAAUAUAUCAGCAGACUGUUACCAUCGUCCAUUACCAUUGGAGAGGACGAGAUUGUUAACGUAUUGACGCCACGCUAUUUCGCUAACUUGGAAGAUUUACUGAAAACUACUCCAAAGAGAACACAAGCCAACUACCUCAUAUGGCAAGCUAUGUCGAAUUUGCUGCCUCAUCUCAAUGAUGCCAUACGAGACAAGGUACAGAUUUUCAUGGCUACAUAUUUCGGAAAUACCGAAAGGAAGAGCCAAUCACGGGAAUGCAUAGAAACUGUGCUUGCGAAACUCCCACUCGCUACGAGUGCCAUGUACGUUAGGAAAUAUUCUGACGAAGAGACUAAACGAAAUAUUGCCAAAAUGGUGAUGGAUAUCAAGGAGCAGUACAACAUCACUUUGAGCCAGAUCGGUUGGAUGGAUGAAAAAACACGAAUGAAGGCACUGGACAAGCUCAAUGCGAUGGUCACUUACAUCUCACAUUCUGAUGAGAUGUUGAACGAGGAAAAACUGAACGCAUUUUACCAAAAACUUGAUUUGUCCGGGGACAAUUAUUUCGAGAAUUUAUUGAACUUGACGUUAUUCAACAUGGAAAUACCGUUAGAAAAAUUGCGUAAACCGGUGAAUAAAACUGAUUGGACGGAUGACAAAUAUUCUGCAACUGUCAAUGCCUUUUAUGACAGGAUUGACAAUAGUAUAAGUUUACUAGCUGGUAUUCUUCAAGAUGUUUUCUAUGACAAUGAUCGCCCAAAAUAUAUAAAUUAUGGCUCGAUUGGAUCCAUUAUUGGCCAUGAAUUAACACAUGGAUUCGACGACAUGGGAAAACAAUAUAAUGAGAAUGGGAAUAUUUUUAACUGGUGGACACCCUCAACCGAACAAAAUUUUACUCAACGUGUGCAGUGCCUCAUUGAACAGUAUGGGAAUUAUACCGUUCCCGAGGUCAACCAAACUUUGAACAGUUUCAUGACACAAAGUGAAAAUAUUGCGGACAAUAGUGGUGUGAAAAUGGCAUAUUUGGCGUACAACCGUUGGGUUGCGAGAAAUCAAGCGGAGAAGAAAUUGCCCGGAAUUGAUCGGACCCCGAAGCAAUUAUUCUGGCUCAGCGCUGCCAAUAUCUGGUGCACUAAAUACACACAAGAAUCUCUUCUCGUUGGGUUACGGGGAGACCCACACAGUCCGGCUGAGCUACGGAUCCUCGGUUCAUUCUCAAAUAAUGUUGAAUUUGCAAAUGAUUUCAAAUGUCCAGAGGGUUCGAGAAUGAAUCCGACAAAAAAAUGUCCCAUUUGGUGAAUUAAAAAUGAGUGCGAACCUCGAAAGUGACACUUGUCGUUAACGACGAAA
Venturia canescens is the source of this 2264-nucleotide messenger RNA. Its product is annotated as neprilysin-2-like. Gene Ontology annotation, molecular function: metalloendopeptidase activity. Gene Ontology annotation, biological process: protein processing. The transcript is spliced from 10 exons. The record is from RefSeq and is a predicted model, not a curated record. Bases 21 to 2213 code for a protein of 730 amino acids. Lineage: Eukaryota; Metazoa; Arthropoda; Insecta; Hymenoptera; Ichneumonidae. Gene Ontology annotation, cellular component: plasma membrane.